GUCCAAAUCACAGCGCGCGAUGCCAGCGCAGAGCAACGAGACGAGGAGCCGAGAGGCGUGGCUGCGCGAGCGCCCGCUCUUGAAACUACCUGCGACGGCCCACACCGGGUCUCGAGCGGCGCUGAAAGAGACGUCGGGCUCCCCGCACCGCAUCCACCGCAUUCUCGAGCAAGACGGUGUGUCGCAGCUCAUUGCAACGUGGGGCAAAACCACGGGCUACGACUGCCCGUACCUUCCGUCGCCGACGAAAAAGGGCGUGCCAACGUCAAUGACACAGGCUCGUCACUUGCGGAACGCGCCGUGCCACACGCUGCCGUCGCCGCACAAACCUGCGUGGAACGCGUCCGUGUACGAAUCGAAACGCGCCGGCAACAUCGGCAUCAUCUUGCACAACCAUAAGCUCGCCAUGACGCACAGCAAGGAGCGGCUGCCCGGCCACCCCAAGUUCCUCGCGCAAGUCGUGCUGCCGUUGACCCCCGAGCUGUACGGCGUGGACUACGACAGCGACGGAGCAUCGGCGUUGGACGUGAACGCUCACCCGCAGUGGCGCCUUCGCGUGCAUAUUUUGCAUGGCGCCAACGUUGUUGAUCCGUGCCGAUGGCGGCGCCCCCACGUCUGCAGUCGGCUCUUGCGCCCAUAUGUGCAGAUCGUCGUGCCCACUGCCCCCGUCGCCACGACGCCGACAGCCUGCAAUGCGCCGACCACGUCGCCCAUGUGGUCGAUGGGCUGGGUGGACUUUCGUUUGCUCUCGAACGCGUCCUUUCCGAGUGCGUUCGAGGUGCGGGUCCUGAAUCGCUGUAAUGGCAACGAGCUCGUGGUUGGCGAGGCAUCGAUCCCGAUCCAGCGCACCCGCUUCUGCGAUUUCGUGCAGCUGCGGAGUCGACGCGGGAAGCCCACGGGCAGAAUCAAGCUACUGUACCUCCUCGAAGGUACCGUGCCCCCGACGCCGCCCCCGCGCAACCCUCUCUUUCCCUUUGCCGACCUGGCGACCGCAAAAGCUGCGCUGCGCAAAGUCGACGUUCGGCCUCCGAGCGUACUCGCGCCAUCCCCCACCCUUCGACGCCCCGUCAGCGACGUUCUCGCACUUCUCGAAACCCUUCGCAGUCGGGUGCCAGACGAGCGUAUCGAGCCGGAAGCGAUCUCAAAAGCCAACGACGCUGUCAUUGGCGAAGGCAUCUCUGCCGCCGUCUACAGUCUCGACGACGGCAAGCGCGUUCUCAAAGAGUUUCGGUAUGAAGAGAUCGGCGGCGCGCCUCCGUACCCCGUCGUCGCCGCCUUUGGGCGCGAGCUCGAGCUAUGGCUGUCACUGCGCCACGCCAACAUUUUGGAGCUGCAAUAUGUGCGCUUCUCACCGCGCUUGGGGUUCGUCUCGGCGUACAUGGCGGGUGGCAGUCUGUAUGCGAGCCGGGACCGCCCAACGUGGGCACUCGUGACACCAGUCCAGAAAGGGUACUUGGCUCUCCAGGUCGCUUGUGCGCUGGCGUACCUUCAUGAAGAGCGCAUCGUGCAUCGGGAUCUCAAGCUGCACAACGUCCUCCUCGUGGCGCCAAUUGAAGAUAGCACGAGUGUACCCGAAGCCAAGCUUUGUGACUUUGGCAGCGCGAUUCGCCUCGGUGCGUCCAAGGCCACAGACGCGAUGGGGACGUCGGGGUACACAGCCCCCGAGGUCUUUUCGGGUGACGGAUAUACGUACCCAAGUGACAUUUGGAGCUUUGGCAUCUUUCUCUGGGAGCUCUUCUGCCCGUACCCCAACCCGCACUCGAACCCGUUUGCGGGAGUAGCCCCCGAUGACUUUAUUGCCAAGGCUACCCACGGGCUCCGUCCGCACUUGCCGUCCACUCUCGGUGGCUACGGACACGUAAUCGAAGAGUGCUGGCGCCUCAUUCCGAGCGAACGCCCGGCGGCGACGAGCCUCAUUGCAACGCUUGCUGACCUGCUGCCGUCAUCCACCAGUCCUUCUUCGUAGCACCAAUUCGGGCGGCUAAAAGGG
This is a messenger RNA of Saprolegnia parasitica CBS 223.65, 1990 nucleotides long. Its product is annotated as TKL protein kinase. Bases 20 to 1966 code for a protein of 648 amino acids. NCBI's taxonomy places the organism in Eukaryota, Oomycota, Saprolegniomycetes, Saprolegniales, Saprolegniaceae. The record is from RefSeq and is a predicted model, not a curated record. Gene Ontology annotation, biological process: protein phosphorylation. Gene Ontology annotation, molecular function: ATP binding; protein kinase activity. The transcript is spliced from 8 exons.